AUGCUGAAUCCCAAAGAUAGUCGCAUCCUCCACAUUUCCUCCGAAAUGCACAAAAUGUGUGGUGGCCUGUUCUUUGGCAGCAAGUCCAUUGUGGACAAGUAUUGUCCUCCCAACCCCAAGAAAGGAAGUGCUUCCGCCGAUUACGCCCUGAGCAAGGCUUGUCAAAUACUCAUGGCGACACAACUCAACCAUGCUCGCAAGAUUCGCGCCUUUGCCAUUGAACCUGGAUUGGUUCGUACCCAAAUUGGACGGCAUGCCCCAGCUCAGUGGGCCCUGGAAUUAGAGUAUCUCCUAUUGGGGCCAUUUUUCUUGAGGACGGUGGAUCAAGGAUGCUCAUCGACACUGUUUUGUGCUCUUGCUCCCAUGGAAGUAUUGAAUGGACCUGGUAAUGAUGGCAACAAGGAGACUCCUUUUUAUUAUGCCAAUUGUCAGCCCAAGAAGCCAAAGGCUGUUUGUCUGGACGCGGAAGAGGCUCAACGGCUGCAAGAUCUCUACAAGAAAUGUUGGAAGGACUUUUUGUAG
Messenger RNA from Seminavis robusta, 522 nucleotides. Lineage: Eukaryota; Bacillariophyta; Bacillariophyceae; Naviculales; Naviculaceae. The record is from the annotation of a GenBank genome assembly.